CUCGCCACCUCCCAGCCAUAUGUGUGUGGCCGUUAUCAGUAAGCGUCGUCUUGUACAUUACUUUUUAAGUGGCAAUUUUCAAUUCCGUCCCCAAACCCUCUGCCUCUGCCUAUCUUUUGUUCCCCUCGUAGCAUCGGCCAGAUCGGUUGUGGUUGGAGCACACAACCUUAUCGUCGUCCGGUUAUUGAUUAGUUUCCGAUUGUCGCUCGAAAGCGUCGAACGCGCUUGCACUUUCUUACGGUGCCGGGCCUAGCGUAACCCCGCACGUCCAACUGGUCGAAUUUUGGCACGAAGAUACACAUACAGUUCUCCCCAAAUGGAUCGAAGGAAAAGGGCACCGUGCGCCGAAGGUUUAAAUAUUUGAACAGCGUUGUUCGCGUUGGUGAUUGUAGUGUGCAAACGCCGUUGAAGAGAUGUAAUAAUAGGGCAGAUCAACAAGUGAAAUCCUGAAACGUGUGUAGUAGUAGUACCGGCCCCCCUGAUACUUGUUUGAUGACAAGCAGCAGCAGAUUGAGUGGACGGACGUCGUGUGGCUUUUGGUGAAGAUGUUGGGUGAAGUAGUGAAUCCCGAAGCGAACGUUUACACCGCGGAAGAGUGUGACAUCUGUCGGCCGGAUAGUAACGCCGACCAGUCGCACGAUACCGAGGGUGACUACAUUGCACUCAAGAAGUGGGAACUAGGAUUUCUUAGGCGCGAAUGUGUUAAUCUAGGGCUGGAGACGUUUUAUCUUAAGUAUAUGGAGCGAGUGCAGCGUAGCUAUCUGUCCAUAUUUGUAGUGCUUCAAACGUUCGUCAGUAUUUCGCAUGUGAUCGUCAUCGUGACCGGAAAACCGCAUCCAACGGCAGCGAUUCAUCCCGAUCUCAUCUGCUACCUGUUCGGUAUACUGAUCGUAUGGAUAUCGCUGUUUGCCGCCUUCAAGGAGGGCCUGGUGAAGGCCUACCCAUGGGUACCGUACGUUUCCUCCAGCAUUGCCGUCAUCACAAUGAUCAUCACCGAUCUGACGAUCCCGCUGUACCACGCGGUGGUAACGUUUAUCAAUCCACCGCUACGACCCUCGUACGCCAGCCAUACCAUACUGGCGAUCUACAUAUUUCUUCCGCUCACGGAAAACAUUCACGGCAUCAUACUGGGCAGUGCCACGUCCCUGUGCUAUCUGAUCGUAAUGACACUGAUCACCUACCGGUUGGAGGAGAACACAGCGCUCAAGGUGAUCACCGAGCUGAUAUACUUCAUCUGUUUGAAUCUAUUCGGGUUGUACUUUCGGCUCAUCAACGAGGUGGCAAUUAGACGCACGUUUCUCGAUCGUCGGGAGCUUGUGGAGGGAAAUUUGCUAUUAAAGUUUGCGCGUAAUCAAGAGAAAGAACUACUGCUUAGCAUUCUGCCAGAGCAUACGGCCGAACUAAUGGAGAAGGACAUACGGGCAAUGAUUGAAAAGAUGCGCAACGAUCAGCACAAUGCAAACCAAACGAUCAAUACGCAGAACUUCUUUCGUACAGGCACUCAAUGGAGAUCGAUUAACAAACUGUACGUGCAGAAGCAUACCAACGUUACGAUCCUGUACGCCGAUGUUGUCAACUACACGCACAUGACUACGCAGCUGCCGGUGCGUACGCUGGUGGACGUGCUGCACGAGCUGUUUGUCAAGUUCGACGAAGCGUCCAAAGAGUUCAACGUGCUGCGGAUAAAGUUCCUGGGCGAUUGCUACUACUGCGUGUCGGGCGUACCGGUGCGCAAUAAGUAUCACGCCAAAAGCUGCGUCAAUUUGGGGUUGCGCAUGAUCAAGGAUAUAAGGGAUGUGCGAAUGUCGCGCGAUCUGAACAUCGACAUGCGGAUAGGCAUCCACAGUGGCAGCAUCAUAUCCGGGGUGAUUGGGGCGUGCAAGUGGCAGUACGAUAUCUGGUCGAAAGACGUUAUCAUUGCCAACAAGAUGGAGUCAACCGGAGAGGCUGGUAAAGUGCACGUGACGAUGCAGACUUUGGAGCUGCUCGAUGGGGAGUACAUCUUCGAGGAAGGGACACCACAGGCGAAGGAAGAUCCCAUCCUCGUGAAGCACAACAUACAGACGUUCCUGAUCGUCCCACAGCCAGGUUACGACGAUGGUUCGUUUUUUACCGUUCAAGAGCCCGGUCCCAGCAGUCGAAUGUCGAGUGGAGUGAAGCGGAAAACGAUCAAAAAAGAGCGCAGUCUAGUCACGAGGAACUUUAUGCAAAACUCGAUGGAACAGUUCCGCGAGAUCAUGAAGCUAACGAAUGUGGAAAUGGCGUAUGAGCUGGAGCGAAUGCCCAUUGGAAGGUUUCAGUUCAACAAACUGUUCUCGUCGUACAAAACGUACAUGCAGGAGCCUUCGCACACCUCCGCCCCGGCAAGAACGGUCGAAAAUGGGCCUCGGUGCAGCGAGGAAGACACGAACCGGCUCGACAACAUGUCACCGUUCUUCAUGUGCUUCGAGAACAAGCGCUGGGAGCUGUCGUACCUGCAGGAACCGGAUCUCAUGCUCAAGUACAGCGUGCUGAUGAGCUUCAUCGUGUUCGUGUGCAUCCUGCUCAUACAGAUCCUGAACGAUGCGUCGGGCAUCUACUUCUGGCUACUGAACGGCUUGUCCGGCGCACUGCUGCUCGCCUUCAUCCCGAUCACCUGGUUCAAGAAGGUGUGGGAUGUAUAUACACCCUACUCGAUCGACGAUCUGCUGCGUGUGCGGAAGCCUCAGUCGAGGGUAAUGCGAAUAUUUUACGACUUUUCCAACGACAUCAUGAGCAACUUUGUGAUACGGACGGUGAUCUAUCUGAUUACGAUCGCGUUACUAGUGGUGUGUUCGUUGAUGUAUCUGAUCGAGUGUAAUUACGAUCUGUUGGAGCAAACGUCUACCACCAGCAUACCCGUGAGUGACAAUCUAACGAGCCUGUUUAAAGAAAACCAAACAUCGCUCGAUCCUAUGGCCAAAAACUUUUGUACAAAUCCAUGGUCAGUCACCCAGUGUCUUACACUGGCGAUCGGGAUGGCUUUCCUGUUUCUCCGGAUACACUUCCUGCUGAAGGCAGCCGUGGGACUGCUGAUCUUCUUCUUCUAUUGCUGGGCAAUUUUUGACGAUCUGUAUUAUUACUUUGAUAGCAGUGCAAGCAUGAACCCUGGUCUCGAUCCAAAGGUCUCACAUCUGAUGCUGAUCCUCUUCAUUGUGAUCAUAUUUCAUUGGAUUGAUCGACAGUCCGAGUACAUUGCGCGGACAGAUUAUAACUGGAAGCAACAGCUCCUGAAGCAAAAGGAGGAAGCCGAAGUAACGAAACAAACGAACAAGAUCCUCGUCGAGAACAUACUGCCGACGCAUGUGGCCGAAAUCUACAUCAAUCGGCAGCUGAAAAACGAGUUCUACAACGAGGAGUACGAAAACGUGGCCGUUAUGUUCGCCACCAUCACCAACAUGGAGGUCAACACGGACAUUUCGGUCGAGAACGAGAAGAGCGUGCUGAAGGUGUUGAACGAGAUCAUCUGCGACUUCGACGAGCGGUUGCAGUACUUUGACGGGUAUUUGAAGGUGGAGAAGAUUAAAGUGGCCGGCUGGACGUACAUGGCGGCCUGCGGACUGGAUCCGGGACGGUGCGAUUCAUCGUCCUCGCUCAGCGGCUACCGCUCGGUGUCCGGUAUGACGCGUACCUCACUCAUGACCAACGGUCGCCGUAGCCUUAAUCCGCGCACCUCGCUGGAGGUGGCGCACAAAGCGAGCACCAGCACGCGCAGCAAUUCGAGCAACAGUCGCCAUAGCAACAACGUCACGAUCGUUAUGGCCGAGUUUGCGCUCGAGCUGAUGCGCGUGUUGCGGGACUUUAGCAAUGAAAACUUCAAACAAACCAGCCCGGGAUUGCUGCGGGUCGGCAUUUCGCACGGGAAGGUGAUGGCGGGCGUGGUAGGCUCCAGCAAGCCGCUGUACGACAUCUGGGGCAAUGCGGUCAACAUGGCCUCGCGGAUGGAUUCCACCGGACGCCCCGGGCGCAUACAGGUGACGAAGGAGAGUGCCGAGGUGCUGCAGAGCUACGGGUACCAGUGCGACUAUCGGGGUGAGAUUUUUGUCAAGGGGCGUGGGAAAAUCCCGACAUACUUUUUAAAGAUAGGCAGCGAUUUAAAGUUCCUCAAAAAGGCUUCGUGCGAUAAGGCUGGCAAUGGGCACGUACCCACCGAGCAUAUCACGACCAAGCUUUAGCUUUAUUAUAAAAAUGUAUUUAUCGAAAUAAAUAGGUACUGAUUUAAA
Anopheles arabiensis is the source of this 4241-nucleotide messenger RNA. It is a transcript of the gene ACXD, whose product is annotated as adenylate cyclase type 2. Gene Ontology annotation, biological process: adenylate cyclase-activating G protein-coupled receptor signaling pathway; cAMP biosynthetic process; intracellular signal transduction. Bases 546 to 4193 code for a protein of 1215 amino acids. Gene Ontology annotation, cellular component: plasma membrane. The transcript has 11 exons. Gene Ontology annotation, molecular function: adenylate cyclase activity. The record is from RefSeq and is a predicted model, not a curated record. Lineage: Eukaryota; Metazoa; Arthropoda; Insecta; Diptera; Culicidae.